Molecule: messenger RNA, 7325 nt
Organism: Amphibalanus amphitrite
Lineage: Eukaryota; Metazoa; Arthropoda; Thecostraca; Balanomorpha; Balanidae
Product: CAP-Gly domain-containing linker protein 2-like
Exons: 2
Coding region: 364-5169 (1601 amino acids)
Biological process (GO): cytoplasmic microtubule organization
Cellular component (GO): microtubule plus-end; nucleus; cytoplasm
Molecular function (GO): microtubule plus-end binding
Source: RefSeq, a predicted model, not a curated record
UGUCAAACACAGGACUUUGAAAAAAUCUUAGGGUUCAUGAUUUAUUUGUUGACAACUUAAGGCCAACAGUGUUUUUAAGCCGAAAAAAAUUGUCAGCCGCGGAAUCAUUCAUCAAAUGACGAACUGAAACCAAUGUACUACCGAUUUUUUGUACAUUACCAUGCAGCAAUUCUGCAGGUCUAGUUCAUUAGCUGACGGAUCUGACGAUUUGGUUCACUUUCGCUUGCGUUGCUUCUCUGUCUUCUCUGUGAUGGGUGUGGGUGAUUGAAUCAGAGCAUUUUUGAUAGAUGAAUCAGCCCGAAUUUCCUCUGGGAGUUGUACUUCACUGGCCUGACUGAAAGAUAGCUACUUAAUUGCCUUAUCAUGGACCCUACAAGGAAGCCUUCUGGGCUAAAGCCUCCAAGCAGACUGGUGAAACCCACUGCUGGGCUUCCAAAGCAGAAUGGUGACUCUCAUCACCCCAGCUGUGCCCAGGCUCAGGUCCCCGAAACUCCCAGGAAGGGGUCGGACGCCUCCAUCCUGACCACUGACACAGCCAGUUACCGAGUGGGCGACAGGGUGUGGGUGAGUGGAAUGAAGCCCGGGAGGAUCAUGUACAUUGGAGAGACUCAGUUUGCACCCGGUGAGUGGGCAGGAAUCGUGCUGGAUGCAGCGGAUGGGAAGAAUAAUGGUUCAGUGGCUGGUGUGCGCUACUUCACAUGUGAACCGAACAGAGGCAUCUUCUCAAGGCUGACAAAGCUUAGCAGGACUCCUCUGGCGGGCGCUGAAAGUGAGCUUCCCAAAGAGGGACCGUCCGUGCCUGGAUCGAGACGGUCCUCCAUCGCAAUGGGAGUUCGCUCUGGCGGCACAUCGGUAAAAAGCCCGACAGAAUCGUUCGUCGCGUCGCCCAGCGAGGACCUCGAGAUCGGCGACAAAGUGAUCGUGUCCAGUAGCUCCGGAUCAAAGACCGGCUUUCUGCGAUACAUGGGGAAGACUGACUUCGCUGAUGGCCAUUGGGCAGGAGUCGAGCUGGAAACACCUUCGGGAAAGAACGACGGCAGUGUGGCCGGCAAGCGCUACUUCUCGUGCCGUCCCAACUACGGUCUGUUCGCGCCUGCGCACAAGGUUGCGAAGCCGACCCGGCGCACGUCACAGAAGAUGGGCGUCCAGUCGUUACGUCGUUCCACCUCUCGCGAGUCUCUCUCAUCUGUCACAAGUCACGCAUCGCGCGUGUCGACAGCUCGUGCAGCUGCGGCCACUCCACGCAUGCGUGCUGCUAACGCAGCGGCGGCCUCUCCUAACCACGCACUGCAGAAGGUGCUGAAGGAAAAGGAGGAACACAUCGAGCAGCUUCUGCGCGAGCGCGACAUGGAACGCUCCGAAGUGGUCCGUGCAGCCAGUCUGGUCGAUGACAGCGAAGUGCGGCUGUUGGAGGUGCGUAAAGAACACCAGCAGCAGCAGGCCGAGGCGGCAGCCGUGCUGGAACGUCUGGAGGCGCGUGUGGCCGAGCUCGAGGCCGAGCGAAGUCAACUACAGCACGAAGCAGAGGAUGAACGUCACCGCGCCGAAGAACUUCAGUUCUCUGUCGAAGAAGCGAGUAUCACUCGUACCGAGCUGGAGACACGCUUGGCUUCAGCAGAGGCAGAGGUGACCCAGAAAACUGAAGAGCUGCAGGCGGCGCAGAGCAGGGCAGACAUGGCCAGCCUUCAAGCAUCAGCUGGUGGAGAUGCGACCCGCCUGGCUGCCGAGCACCUUAGUCAGCUGGAAAAACUCAGGGCAGAGAUGAGCGCUGGGAAGGAGGAGGCUGAGAAACUGCGUGCCACGCUGGCUGAAAAGGACCGCUCUUUGGAGGAGCGCGCAGCGGAGCUGGCGUUACGGGAGAGAGCCGAACAAGUGGCUCGCGAGGAGGUGGCUCUUCUGAGGAACGAACUUGAUGAGCAGCGAAGGCGGUUUGAGGAUCAACGCGCUGCUGGAGACUCCAAGGAUGAGGAGGCGCGACGACAGGCUUCCGACGCCGCUGCGCUCAGGGACUCUCUUGCCGCUGUUGAAAAGGAAAAGUCCGCUGCGGCGGUGGAGUUAGAGGCAGCGCGCACGGCCGCCAAAGUGCGUGAAUCGGAACUGCGCGCUCUCGUCAAAGAGAAAGAUGAGGUGCGACUGGAGGCUGCUCGUGCUGCGGCGGACAUCAACGAGAACAUGCAGCGGAUCAUGCAGAUGAAGACAGCCGCUGACGCGUAUCGCGCUGAGACGGACUCGGUGAUCGCCUCGCUGGAGAAGAAGCUGACAGAGGCGGCGGAGCAGCAGAAGGCCCUCCGCGACCGAUUGGAGGAGCGUGAGCGCCGCCUGGCAGAACUGCAGUCCGGCGCUGAUGAUUCCUCUCGCCAGUACCAGGCAGAAGCGGAGGAACUGCGGAAGAAGGUCGCCGAAGAACAAAAGAAGGUCGAAGAGGAACGACGAAAUGUCGAGGAGGAACGUCGAAAGACAGAGGACGAGCAGCGACGAGCGGAGGACGCUCAGUUUGCUGCUGAAGAACAGACCCUGCUGCGAGCCGAGCUGGAAACACGCUCGGCGGAGCAGGCUGCGGAGCUCGACAAGCUCCGUGCUGAACUCGAGGCAGCGCGCCGAGGCGCUGAGGAACUCCGUGCAGCAGGCUCUAGCGAAACCGCUGCCGUGGUAGAACGUCACGCUGCCGAGAUAGCCGAGCUGAACGCCAAGCUGAAAGAGCUGCAGCAGUUAAACACAGACCAGGAGGAACUGAUCCACGACUCCGCCGGUCAGCUGGAGACGACGGAGAAGCGAGUAGCGCAGCUCGAAGGGGAGAUCGCCGCGCGUGACCGUGACGGAGAGGAGAUAAAGCAGCGUGUUACCGCUCUGAAGGACUUUGCUGAUGGGAAGGCACGAGAAGUCACGGCACUUGCGGAAGAGAACAAGCAGCUGCUGAAGAGGGUGGAAGCGAGCGCGGCGGGGGCCUCAAAGGUCACUGAGGAGCUAGAGAAGCAGCUGAAGGAAGCUAAAGCGAAAGCGGCGGAAUCUGACGAGAUGUGCGAGUCGUUAAGGAAGGCGGAAAGAGAUGUAGCGGAGAAAUUGGCAUCAUCUGAAGAGAAGUGUGGCUCACUUGAGCAGCAAGUCAAUGACUUGACCGAGAAACUGACAGGCGUAGAGACUGAGUGUGCCGCGCUGAAGAAAGAAAUGAAGCAGGUGUCUGCAAAAGCUCAGGCUUCUGAAGAAGAGUGCGAAUCCCUUCGUCAAAAGAGCAGGGAUUUGGAAGAAAGGCUCGCUUCUUCGGAAAAGAAGUGUGGUGCACUUGAAGUAUCUAACAACGAGCUUACCCAAAAGGUUGCCUCGGCUGAAGAAACAGUUGAUUCGCUCAGGAAAUCCAAUGACGAAGCCUCAAGUAGACUUUCGUCUUCAGAAAAAGACAAUGAAGCCCUUCAAAAGACCAUUGAGGACUUGAACGCGAAGCUGGCAUCUGUCCAGAAGAGCUGUGAUUCGUUUAAAGAUCUGAACGCCGAAUUAGCUGACAAGCUCAACAAGGCGAAUGAUACCUGCAACGAGCUGAGCCAAAUUAAAGAACAACUCACUGAGAAAGUAGCGGCUGCUGACGAUUCAGUUGCCACUCUGCGUAAGGAAAACGACAAGUUGUCUGCCGAGCUGAGUGCUGCAGAAAAGAAAUGUGCAAUGCUUGAGAGCACCAACAGCGAUCUAACUGCCAAACUCAGCGCAGGUGAUGACACGCAUGGCUAUCUUCAGAAGGAGAAUGUCGCCCUUACAGAGAAGUUGAGCUCGGCAGAAGCCAGUGUCGGCUCGCUACAGAAGGAAGUACAGACACUGAAUGAACGACUUUCCGGAAUGGAGGAGGCGAGUGUCGCUGCUCAGAAGUCAAACGAAGAGCUGUCGAAGAAACUGCGCGACUCGGAAGGCAACUGUGAUUCUCUGAACAACGAAAAGAAGACGCUGACUGAGCGUCUUGUUGAUGCUGAAAAACGAUGUGAAACACUCCAAGAAAGCAACAAAGAAUUGACCUCUAAGCUCCUAACCGGAGACAAAACUAACGAAAGUCUUCAAAGUGUACACAAUGAGCUUGAAAAGAAGUUGGAUGAACAAGCAAAGGCCUUGGAAGUAAAGACGUCCGAACUAGCAUCACUGUCAUCACAGGUGUCUGCCCUCCAAGCAGAAUCCAAACAAUCCUCAACCGCUCUGGCCGCCGCCGAGUCUGAGCUGUCUGGCUUGAAGUCUGAGAACGCGCGUCUUCUUCAGCAGGUUUCAUCAGGCGAGGACUCUCAGAAGCUCGCGGAAAGUUUCCGUACGGAAAUCGCCGAGUUGAGAGCUGAAAUCGUGCAAAAGUCAGCUUCUCUGUCGUCUGCAGAGAGCGCGAAGCAACAGGCGGAUGGUCAAGUUAGCGAACUGACUGCUCAGCUGAAAGAGUCGCGGGCUGAAGCAGCUCGUGUGGAAACUGAGCUGAAGAAGCUCCAGCAAAGCUCAGCCGACAGCUCCGCGGCGGCCAGUGCUCAGGAGACGGAGCUUGCAGAGCUGAGAGAGCGUUUGUCUCAAGUGGAAAGAUCCACGGCUUCAUCGUCACAACAGCAGGAGCGAGCGCUGGCAGAACGCGACUCCGAGCUUGUGGCCGCUCGCGGGGAGGCCGAGACCUCCCGAGCCGCUUUGGCUGAGCGGGACAGCCAGCUGCAGCUGCUUCGGGACGACAACCGGCAGCUGCAGGACCGCUGCCUCCAGCUGACGCGCGAAGCUGCUGCUGCCGAGGAGGCCCUCCGCAGCCGCCCCGCGGAGGUGCCUCCUCCGCCCGCGGCGGCAUCGACUCUCACCAAUGGCGCAGCCGACCCCACCGCGCAUGUCGACUUCCUCAACAGUGUCAUCGCCGAGCUCCAGAACAAGAACGACGAGCUGAAGCGGCAGGUUCGCGUGCUUGUCGUUGGCGACGAGGACGACGACGAAGCGGGUGCGUCGUCGCCGACGACUCCAGCACGUCCUGCGCAGCCGCCGCCGCGUCUCUGGUGUGAUAUAUGUGAGGAGUUCGAUCGCCAUGACACCGAGGACUGUCCUACCCAGUGCAGCGAGCCGCCGGAACCGAACCCGAGCCGGCACGGUGGACAGAGGGGAGUUCGCCGCCAGUUCUGCAUCUCCUGUGAGAUGUUUGGACACUCCGCCGCCGAGUGCGACUCAGGUGAGACGUUCUAGUGGCGCGGUGAGACAUUUUAGUGAUGUUUCAAAGAAAUGAGUGGUUUCAUAACCGUGAGUGAAUCGGUCUAGUGCAAUGCUCUGCUCUGCGCGGCACGUGAGGGUAACACGCAGCGCGCUUGAUACCAAAGUGAGACGUUCCUGCAGCCUUUUUCGGACGCUGACACGAUCUGAGCCUCACUUCUGAAGGCCGUGCGGUGUGCUCGGGCGCCCCGCUGAGUCAUCCAUCCCGAGAGGGCGUUGGAGCCGACCAGUCCAGCCGGCGAUAGCCGAGACGGGCGCCGUCUUGGUGGAGAGCGGGUGGACCGUGCACAGUGAUAAGCGUGGGUGGUGCUCCAGUGACGCGGCGGGUCGUUUGAUCACUGCUCCAGUGACGUCAUUAACCAGUACGAGACCGGACCGGGGACGAAUCGGCGGCGAGGUGCGGGAGAAGCGGUGUGUUAACAACUCAGAUAGCGCGGCCGGGCAGUGAGGAGAAAGCGGCGCGAUGGAAUCCGAUCAACGCCCGGCGGAACGGAGCGGAAUGGGGCUGGGUGUGAUGGAAUGUGAAUUACUCAGAGCCAGGGACACGACUCUGGUGGCAGUGGUGACGCAAUCAGUGACUCUGACUCGGGAAUAGGAAAUGAGUCGAUGACUCGCCAGAUUAGAAUAACGGAAUAGCGAUGAGAGAAGGCUGCUACGCAUGACAGGACGCCCAGGAAUGGAUAUGAUGUGACGCUGAAUAUUUCAGGUUGAAUGCCGUGACAGUAUACGCUAGCUAUAAUGUGACCUAACUGGCAUUUCGAUAGCAUAAACUUACCGUGACGAUUUUGUCGGCUUGCUUAGAUAUACACCGCUCAAUAUGAUGUAAGCUACGCAACUGACGAGUGUUAGUGGGCAUAACAUUGUUUAACGUAGGAUUAGCUUUGUGAUGUGUUCCGGAUUGAGCAUUGUCUGUCGCCGAUGUCACUCUGCCUUACAUGUGCGGGUAUGUUAGAUCUGCGUCUCAAAGUCUAUAGGAAGCCAUAUACGCACCGUUUCGGUCAUAUCAAAUCGUUAAUAGUUUUGAGGUGUGUCACUUAGAAUAGUCGUAUAGGUAGGUCACCAAUGCGCGUAGGUCACCAAGUCACAAGGCCACCUAUGCUGCCAUUUGCAGGGUUGUUAACAUGUUGAUUGUUACGUCUUGGCACGCAAAACGAACACGUUUAUAUCGGUCUGUGAUUGUAGACUUCCAUGAUGUACAUAAUUGGUCACCGUAAUUUGACUGGAUCCUAGAACCCAGAGAAAACCACAGAGGAAUGACAUGACGGGGAGCGGACGUGUGUGAGGAAUUCUGUGUAGUUUGAUGGAUGUUGUAGGGCUGAUUGCGGUUUAUGUCGUUUGCUGUUGUGGGAUAUGGCGUGGCUGAAUGGAGAGAGUUACGUGUUUGUGUUUCCGUUCUGGUGGAGCUCGCUAAACUUUGAUUCUGUCAGCGAAAAUGCGGUGUCAUAGCUAGUCUUUACCGUCUACCCUCGACUGUCUGAAUCUCGCUUGUCCGUGCCGGUGCCGUCAGUGAAGGGUCAGCGUCGUGCCUUCGACGUCACUCCUUGGGCUUCGCGCAGCACCCUCACUGACGUCACUAGAUCGUCGUUCUCAAAGCUGCACUUCUCAAUGUCGCUCGGCUCUCAAUGUACCGUCACUUCACUUGACGCUGUAUAUGCCUCUCAACUAUGGGCGAGGCUCUGUAUUUGGUUAGCUUGCCGUGUCUAACAGACCAGACAUGUGUUAGUGUUAUGGUUGGCGACUUGUUGUAAGCUGAUCAGCAGUGUUAUUCAGUUUCCUCGGGAGCGAAGUGUUUCCCGGUAACAAGCAUUAUCUCAGUUUGCGUGAAGUUAUAAGCCCGGCUGUAACGUGACGUGAUAGGCGAGCGAAGUUUAUGAGCCCAUGCAUAUCAGUUUAUAGAAGCGGCCCGCGUCAAGUGGACGGAGCUGUGUAAUGACUCGAGUGUUCAUGGCUCGUGUGUUCGAGUCACGACCGCUGGCUCGAGUUAUUGGGACGUUUGCUGCGUAUCGGCUAACAAAGUUUUAAUUUUUAACAAAGCCUGGGCUUAACUUGUGUCGUCUCGGGUGCGAGUUGAUUGUUCACAGCAAAGAGUGUUGUUUUAUCCGAUAACUGAAUGAAUAAAUUAUACUCAACCA